Molecule: messenger RNA, 7955 nt
Organism: Epinephelus lanceolatus (giant grouper)
Lineage: Eukaryota; Metazoa; Chordata; Actinopteri; Perciformes; Serranidae
Gene: iqsec3a
Product: IQ motif and Sec7 domain ArfGEF 3a
Biological process (GO): actin cytoskeleton organization; regulation of ARF protein signal transduction
Molecular function (GO): guanyl-nucleotide exchange factor activity
Source: RefSeq, a predicted model, not a curated record
CGUCAGACGGCCGCCAGAGCAUCCCGGUUACGCACAGCUCAGAGGCCCCAUCGACGGUUCGCAGCGCCAGAAAGCAGCUGAAGAAGAAGUCACCACAGCCGGGCACACGGCCACAUUCACACUCAGUAAUGGAGAGCCUGCUGGAUAAUCCAAUGAAAGCCGUUCUUUACCUGAAGGAGCUCACCACUAUCGUCCAGAACCAGCAAAGCUUGAUCCAGACGCAGCGCCAACGCAUCGACGAACUCGAGCGAAAGGUGGAGGACCUGAUCGGAGAGAACCGACAGUUGCGGGACCCUCAUCACUACGUCCAGCAGCCCGCUCAGCAGCAUCACCACCACCACCACCACCACCCGACUCACCGCAGCGCCAGUCCCCAGGCGCCGGCCCACCUCCAUCAGCACCCGGGGAGCAACAAAGCUGCGGCUCAUCUCGGUCAGCAGGCGCAGCAGCAGCAGCCGCCGCCGCAGCAGCAGCAUCAGCAUCAGCAGCAGCAGCAGCAGCAGCAGCAUCAGCAGCAGCAGCAGCAGCAGCAGCAUCAGCAGCAGAUCCCCGGUCUAUCGGCCCAGCCUCAGCAGCAUCCCACCCCUCCUGCGCCGUCCUCCCACCACCCGCAGCAGCUGCAGCUCGUCCCCACCUCGCCGCAGUCACCCAAAGCGAGCCAAGCCAGCCCGGACUCCGCCGAGGAGGACAAGAGGAGCCCCUGCUGCAAGUCCCUGGUUCCGCAGACUCCCACCGCGCUCUGCCGCUCAGUUGGACUGGCCAGGAAAGCGGACAACCAAACAGUGCUUCACCAGUUCUGCUGCCCCGCCCCAGAGGCCCCCGAGGGGGAGACCUCUACUGCCUGUGUCCCCAGCGAUGACCUUUCUCCAGAAUCGUCUAUGGGGGAAGGGAAGGGAGGAGAGGGGGAGCUGCAGAGUGAGGUCGAGUCACAACCGCAACCCGAGCAACAGCAGCAAGAGACACAGCCACAGACUCAGCCACCACAGCCACAACCCCAAUCUGAGCCCCAACCACAGCCCCAGCCUGAAACCAAACCUCAACCAGAACCAGAACCAGAACCCGAACCAAAACCCCAGCCUGCCCCAGAGCCUGAGCCGCAGCCCGAAGCCGAGGCUCCGAGCGGGGAAGCGCCACAGGAAGCCCCUAAAGCCCCUUCCCCUUGCAGAGAGGAGCCGACAGUGGCGGAGCAAGAGAAGGAAACGUUGGAAGAAGCUGUGGAGGCGAAGACAAAGCAAGAGGGAGAGGAGGCACAGGCCGAGCGGCAUGAGGGCGAGGCAGCACAGGAAGAAGAGGAGGAGGAGGAGCAGGAGGAGGAAGAAGGGGGAGGAGCAAAAGGAGGUGGGGCGGGGAGGAGAGCCAGCCUGCAUCACACGGCCUCGCCCUUGAGGGUGCAGCGCAACGGGGCCGGCUCGCACUCCACCACCUCCGACUAUGAGCUCUCGCUUGACCUCAAAAAUAAGCAGAUCGAAAUGUUAGAGCACAAAUACGGUGGCCACCUCAUCUCCCGCCGUGCAGCCUGCAAGAUCCAGACCGCCUUCCGCCAGUACCAGCUCAGCAAGAACUUUGAGAAGAUCCGUAAUUCGCUGCUGGAGAGUCGCCUGCCUCGACGCAUCUCCCUGCGCAAGGUCCGUGUGCAAAACACGGAGGGUUUCUCUGCUGAACGGGCCCUGGCAGAAGGCUGCAACUUGACAGGCAUCCCGUUGGUGCGCUCGCCAUCUCUGCCUGCCACAGUCGGUGGCACCCUGACCGACCUGGAAGACUCGUUCACUGAACAGGUCCAGUCACUGGCAAAGUCCAUCGACGAUGCGCUCAGCAACUGGAGCCUGAAGACCAUGUGUUCACUGCAAGAAGGCGGCACUUAUCAGUUCAGCACCGACUCCUUCAGUGCAGCUGCAGCAGCCGCAGCAGCAGCAGGAGUAGGAGGUGGAGGUGGAGGAGAAGGAGUUGGUGUGGGAGAGUCAACGAUUCAUCAAGCCCCAGUCGACCCAAGUGACCUGUCGAGAAGUGCGAGCAAGCUGAUGAUGGCGUUCCGGGAUGUGACGGUGCAGUUUGACAGCCAGAACUUCCGUGUUUCGUCCUCAGUCAUGGAAUCGUCCACCGUCACCCUCGGCAGCUGCGUCCAACAGGAAGGAACCCCCACCACUGUCACACCUUCUUCCACAACAACAAACUCCACUUCAGCCUUCGCUCCUCCUGCCCACUCACAAGAACUCCCUCCACCCCCUGCAGAGCUUCCAGCUGCACCUAUAGAUCCCCCGCCGCCACCACAAGAACCCCCACCACCCCCAGAAUCCCAAGAAGAAGAAGACGAGCAGGAUGUUGAAUUCCCUGCUCCUCCUCCGAGCGAAGAAGAGCUCGAGGAGGAGGAGCAGCCUCCCCUAACCCCUCUGGAUAAGAUGGCAGCCCCUCAAAGCCCAGAGGAGGUUGUAGUGGUGGUGCCACCACCCACAGAGCCCCCUCACGCCCCCCCACCCCUGCAGCGGAGCUCGCCCGUGGUAGAGCCGCUGGAGGUCAAGAGGUGCGGCUCGGAGACAGCAGAUAACAGCUCGGAGCAGAUGAGCAGCAGCAGCACGUCCACAGAGGCACGCUCCACAUCUGAGGCCUCGUCCAAAGAGGCACUGCAGGCCAUGAUCCUCAGCCUGCCACGCUACCACUGUGAGAACCCCGCCAGCUGUAAAUCACCCACGCUGUCCACUGACGUCAUGCGAAAACGCCUCUACCGCAUCGGCCUCAAUCUCUUCAAUGUGAAUCCUGACAAGGGCCUUCAGUUCUUGAUCUCUCGAGGCUUCAUCCCAGAUACACCCAUCGGCGUUGCCCACUUCCUGCUGCAGAGGAAGGGCCUGAGUCGACAGAUGAUAGGAGAGUUCCUCGGCAACAGCAAGAAGCCCUUCAACAGAGAUGUCCUAGAUUGCGUGGUGGAUGAGAUGGACUUCUCAGGCAUGGAGCUGGACGAAGCACUGAGGAAGUUUCAGGCCCACAUUCGUGUCCAGGGAGAAGCCCAGAAGGUGGAACGUCUUAUCGAGGCCUUCAGUCAGCGCUACUGCAUGUGUAACCCCGAUGUGGUGCAGCAGUUUCACAACCCGGACACCAUCUUCAUCCUGGCCUUCGCCAUCAUUCUGCUCAACACCGACAUGUACAGUCCAAACAUCAAGCCCGACCGCAAGAUGAUGUUGGAGGACUUCAUACGCAACCUACGAGGUGUGGAUGACGGAGCAGACAUCCCCAGGGACAUGGUGGUGGGAAUCUAUGAAAGAAUACAACUGAGGGAGUUACGCUCCAACGAAGACCACGUCACCUACGUCUCCAAGGUUGAGCAGUCCAUCGUGGGCAUGAAAACGGUUCUUUCGGUCCCUCAUAGAAGACUGGUGUGCUGCAGUCGACUUUUUGAGGUGACGGAUGUCAACAAGGCCCAAAAACAGGCAGCACACCAGAGAGAAGUCUUCCUCUUCAAUGAUCUCAUUGUGAUCUUGAAGCUUUGUCCAAAGAAGAAGAGCUCUGCAGCCUACACUUUCUGCAAAGCCAUGGGCCUACUGGGCAUGCAGUUUCACCUGUUUGAAAAUGAAUACUACCCUCAUGGCAUCACCAUCCUCUCACCUUUUGGCUCAGACAAGAAGCAGGUACUUAACUUCUGUGCCCCGAGUGCUGAGGAGCUGCUCAAGUUUGUAGAAGACCUGAAGGAAUCAAUCGCGGAGGUGUCGGAGAUGGAGCAGAUACGCAUCGAGUGGGAGCUGGAGAAGCAGCAGGGCGCCAAGGCGCACUCAGUAAAGAACAACGGCACACAGCUAGAGCUGCGCGGCAAACAGGGCUCCCCAUCAGGAAACCAGGAGAUAGAUGAAAGAAGUGGACACAAUGCAGUAGAGGUGUCAAUUCACAACAGGCUUCAGACGUACCAGCUCAGCAGCAGCACGGCUCGGAGUCCCGAGAGCGUGGCCCUUCUUAACCACCGGGGGGAGCUGCUUUUCCAGCAGGGGCCCCAGGGGAUAACCCACGGGCCGGCGCCUCCACCUCAGCACCCGCAGCUGCAGUCAGCGGCAAGCACCCCUGCCCACCACCUCCACCUCCAGCAGCACCACCAGGCGGCCGUGAGCAUGGCUGACCUCAGGCCGGAGACACUCAUCCAGUGUCAGCAGAUCGUCAAGGUCAUCAUGCUCGACAACAGCGGCCACGGACGCAUGGAGGCCUUCCUCAGCCAAACGCCCACACACCACCACUACCAGCAUCACCACCACAGCCACCACCAGCUCAGUCAGUCGGCCAUGUCCACCCCGGUCCGCUCGCCGGACGGCUCCCAUGGCAACGAUGGCCACCAGCCCCCGCUGCCUCCCCCACCUCCGCCUUACAACCACCCACACCAGUAUAUACCCCCCGACCCCCGCCUCAGUCUACACCGGACCCCAAGCGGCUCUCGGAGCAUGGUGUAAAUAAAUUAAUUAGUAUUAUUUUCCCCACACGUCCACACACACACUCCCCCUUCUCUACCUAUUUAAAAAGUACAUAAUGUACAUAUAUACAUACAGAUCAAAGAGCUAUAAAGAAAAAAAAAACAAAUCUCACUUAUAUGCGUAUAUUUAAGGAAAAAAAGAAAAGAAAAGUCAAAGUUUUAAAAGAGAAACGGAGAAAUAAAAUGCAUAUAUAUAAAGUUUUACUUGAUUCCACAUGUAUUUUGAAAUAUUAUGUAGUUUUAACAAAUUUCUAUAACUUUUUGUCAGUUUUAACUCUUGCUAGAGAAAACACAGAUAUUCUGGAUGGGUUCCUUCUAGUUCCGGUAUUCACCAUCACCGCCAACAACAACAACAACAACAACAACAACAACAACAACAACAACAACAACAACAACAACAACAGAAAUGGACUGCGAUGGAUGGACAACACUCCGAGGACCUUCCGCUUCUGUCUCGCUUUUAUCAUCCCGAACCUCAUGCCUACUGUGCUGUAUGUGCGCGUGCGUGCAUAGUUGACACUUUAACUGAAAAACGUGUGCCAAAAUACAUAGCCACCACUAAACACUGACUUCUUUGCACUUGACUAAACGCUAGGGCUAGGAGAAAAUAAAAAAACAAACCCUUUCUUUUUGCUUUGAGAAAAUAGUCCUGUCAUGCUUCUCCCUCAAGGAGCACAAAAAAAUGAAUAACAAAACUGAUGUUUCAUAACAAAAACUUAUCUCCCUGUUCGCGCUGUCGCUGAUUUAUUUGUGUGAUGGAGAGCCUUCUCUCUUCCUCCUCUGCUUCUCCUGGAUAACAACAAGAAAAAAAAAAAACAUCCUCCGAUAAGCUGCGUUUGUCAUCCGCUCCUCUGUUGUGUUGUGGCUCUCUAUCAUCAGAAAACACUCUCGCUCUAUUGUCACUCUCCAUAGAUCAUCCUACAGUCAAGUACGACAGAAAACAAAGGCGACCAAUCACGUGGAUUGCUGCCAAACCAAAAAGUCAGCCCAGGAUGCUCCUGUUGAUUGUUGUUUGUCUUUUACUCUCCAUGUUUAAUAUUGCUUCCCAGGAGUUCUCGCCACAUGUUUAACUGCUGAUGGAGGGAUUUUUCUUUUUUUCAUAUUUUAAAAAUUGUUCAAGCUGCUGAAACUGCUCUCGGACUUUUCUAAAAAACAAAACAAAAAAAAAACUACAAUUCACAUGUAAUAUAUGUACACUGUGCUGUAAUCUGUUGUUCAUGCAACGCUUCUCCGCCUUUUCAGGAAAACUCGCCAUGAAUUUCCAUGAAGACGCUUCUGCUACAACUGUUAAAUGUCAAGGUCUGUGUUUAUUUUGAUUUGCGCAGACACAUAUUCAAACCUUUGUGUGUUUUCGUCGUCGUCGUCAUCGGUGGAGAAAUGCAGGACACCAUACGAAACAUCCAGACACUGUCUCUUUAUGUCGGUACGACUGCCAGGUUUUUUCGUUUCGGCUCCUUGUGACUGUUUUUUCUUCCUCCCUCCUAACCUUUCAGUCUGACAUUUUCAAAAAGGCAAAAACUACAGAGGUGCACACACAGCUUUUAUUGCAAUUGCUGGCAUUAAUGGUAUUGUUUGUGCUGUUGGCUAGCCUGCUUUAAAUAGGAACGGGACAAAAAGAAUGCAUUAUCUGAUCUCUUUCUCUUUCACCCCAGCCUAGAUUGUAAAUACGACAUUCAAGCUGUGUCGGAAAGGACAAGCAAGCUACCUUUAGCCCCUUCAAAAUGCUAUAGCCCUGUCACGCGUCCUUCAUUCUGAAAUAGGUCAGCGGCUGCCCCGGCCUGAACGCGUCCAUCUUUUAAACAUAAGCCCCACCAGGUACUGCAGAAUGGAUGUUCGGUUAACUCUGCUCCCAUCUGACCUCCACCUGUCUGAUUUGUUGAUUUAUAAUCGCAGAGCCGCUGCGGGAAGGUCUCUAUCUCAUCUUUCUGUCCUUUUCCACUCAUGAUUUCAUUCAGUGGAGAGACAGAGGUUGCAGGAGAAAAACAGUCAGGCAUAGAUGAUAAGUGUGUGCGCGUAUGUGCGCGUGUGUGUGAGUGUGUGACCUCACAGUAGCAUCCCAACUUUUCCUGUAAACAAAUCGAACCUCUCUCCGUCUUGUUUAUCCUGGUUAUUGCUUUUGUUAUUUUUUCACAACACAAUGAGAAGAAUUAGCGCUUUCAAAAUAAAAGACAAUUAUAAUAUUUUCUCUGGUUAUAAACAAACUUUUAAAGGUUACAUUGACAUCAGAAGUUGUGAUAUUAUUUCACAUUGAUGGUUCGAUUGGUCAGUUAUUUGUUUAAAUCAACAUUCAGAUAUGAAUGUGAUUCUUUUCUCAUGCAUGCCAUCAGUUCAGAGGCUCUGAGUCCCAAGAGUUUUAGAUUUUUGUGCAUGACUGAAUUUGCUCAUGGGAGAUGAUGACAGAUUUUUUUUCCGUUUGUGGUUGAACUUAAAAAAAAAAAACAAAACAUGAUGGCCCAACUUGGUCUCACUCCCAACUCGUCAAAUACAGAUGCUUGGUCAGUGGCCUACAGAGGCACCCUUGUGGUGGUACGAGACGACCCAGGCAGCGACAUUUGUUCAUGCUCCAGGCAACUAAUGAAGUAUAAAGAGCGAGAAAGUCUGCAGUGGGCAGGCAGUAUUUGAGGUGGAUGGAGCAAACAAACUCUGAACUUUCACUUGAGACCACUGUUCGUGUCCCAUGUGAAGCCAAAUUUCAAUUGAGUUGUUUCAAUAAUGAUGAAGUGUACUGGUAGUAAUGGGCAAAAGGGAAACUGAUCAUCCAGGUCCCCUCAAAAAGUCGGAAUUGUUGUAAGUAAGUUUUAUUUUCUUUCCAAGUAAGUAGUGUCAUAAGUAACUUAUAAUUGGCUGAAUAUACUAGUUGAAAGUCGAAGUUCUCUGAGGCCCCUCUCAACCCUGGGUUUAGUCCACGCUCUAGGAUUUAUUUCUAAAUGCAGCUAAACCAAAGUGAGUGACUGAAAAUGCUGCUGGAGCAGGAAGAUACACUGUCCUGUCAGCCCCAAGUAAGGUAAAUCAAGGUUCCAAAAAAUAAAUGAAAGAAAGAAAGGAAAGAAAAGGGAAAGAAGGCAAACUGACUUUGUUAAAAAAAAAAAAAAAAAAAAUCAAAAGAUGCAUGAGAGAAACAUGGAUCAAGAGAGGAAGGGUGGGGGGCCUACAAAGACUGCCCAUGUACAGGGCCCAUAAUUUGGUGCUACGCCCCUGGUGACAUUGUAUCACGUUAAUAACAAACGUACAUAUUUUAAGCCAAACAAUGAUGUUGUUUCUAAACCUAACCCUGUACUGUAAAAUUCUACUCAUUUACUGUAAAAGUGGGAAUAAUUAUUUUGAAUUAUUGUUUAGAAAAGAGAUGAUGCAUAUAACUAGGGAUGCCCCCUAAUAGUCAACCAAAUGUUAGUUGACCAGAAAGGUCAAGGUCAGAUAUUAGUCAGCAAAAUUUCAAUAGUUGCUUAGUCACAGAAAAAAAAAAACCUCUACUAGGAGCUGCGUCUUGUCAAAAAUAAAUCAAAACCUAUAUGAC